GAUAUUUCACCUGUCCGGGACUUUUUGAACACCCUGUAUAUAUCGCCUCGCGUAGCAGAACUUUCCGACUGCCAUUCCGAAGAUUUCGACGCGUUGAAUUUGUCAUUGUUAUCUCGCGUCUCGAACGAAGCCAUUAAAGUAAUCACGUCGGACGCUGCGCCCUAUUCCGCCGCUAUAAAGUUCAUUAACGUGCGACAACGAGCCGACUUUGGUACUUCGCGUCUGCUGUCUUGAAGCAGCGCGUAUGUAAUAUGUAUACGCGUUCUACGGCGAAGCUACCUUUUGAAACUUGCGCGAGAGUCGCCCGGCGUGUAUCAUCGUCCGUAUUUGCCUAUUUUCACACGGUGGAAACCCGUCAUCUGGAUGUCACGUAAUAAUAACGUAAAUUCCGACACCUGGUGCGUCUGGUAAGCCACAGCGGGAAAGCUCAGACACCACAAGGGAAUUCGAUCAUGUGAACGUGCGCGUGUGUUGCCGAUUUUUUUUCUUGCGGCGCGUUGUCGGUAAAUUCAUCGUAAAGAGACGAAAAGAGACAGGUGGGUCAUCUCUCCCGAUGACGUUUCCCAUUAUUUGGAAUAAUUAACAUAUUUGUGGUAACAUGUGUCAGUAAACACACCAACUAACAGUACAUUGCAAUUUCUCAAUUAGUAUAAGUGUGAUAUAAUACAGUGUGAUAACAGAAAACACGUUGAAAAUUUACAAUGUCGAUGUAAUGUCACUGUUGAUUGAUAUUUACUGGAAUCAGCGACACAUCGGUGUUACUACGAAACGAAAACGCGAAUUACACCUUUAAGCCCGUCCAUAAAGAUUCCACAGUUCGUCAUGUCGAUGCCGAGGAGGGAAGAGGCACCUGUUAUCUUCAGGGAGCCCGUCCUUUAUCGCGAAUGGGGCCAUCGACUGGCCAGUCUGGGCAGAAACUCUUCGGCUAUUGAUUACUUCGAGAAGGCGAUCAAAUUGGCGGGGACUGAACAAUUGAGAACGUUAAUCGGCUACUGCGCGGUGCUGAUCAGAGACGCGAAGUACCACACCGCGGUGAAACUGUCGGAGAAAUGUAUGGAAAUAGAUCCCGGUCAUUACCAAGCGAGGCAGAUGCGGAUGCGAGCGCUUUUCCAGGCCGGUGAGUUCAGUCACAGCCUGGUACACGCCUACGAGGGUAUGCGACGACGGCGCAGCAUGACCUUUGAACACGGUAUCUAUCAGGCCAACGAGACCAUCGAAGAUUGUAUCGGCCGGAACACGUCGCCUAUAGCGUUGCUGCUGCUCUAUCCGUGGAUACGGAAGCUACACGACUACCGCGACCACCUGGUUGGCAAACUCGAGAAGGAGGAAGACGAGUUCCAAGACAUCGCCGCGGAUGACGACGAGACGAGAUUCAAAGUGAACGAUCCGGAGGUGCAACAGCAGGCUCGAAUGAGGAGGUUACAGCGCGUCAUAGCGAAGAUGUAUCUGGGCUGCUUGGCGAUCGACAAGGAUUUCCUCGAGGAGAUUGUCGGCCAGCCGGAAAUCGCGGCUCCCGAAUUGCUCGCACUCGCGAGCGCGUGCCAUCGGAAUGUCGGCUACCUGCAAGACCUCCUGCGAAUGCGACGGCCGCUCUACGUUACGCUCCUCGAGCGCCGGAAGAUAUCGCGAGGGCGCGCCCUGGCGAUCGAGCGGGAGCGGAAAUUGCGCGCGAACAGUAUCGUCGUCGCGGCGGAUUUCCUGCUGCGUCGUUUACACGCCGCGAGAGUCAACAAAGAUUACCUCGCCUUCUUCGGAUUCGUCGAUCGUAUCAAAGACAAGUUCGACUCGUAUUCGAGCAAAAUGUUUCCGCUGAAGGAGAAGUUUCUGAACGCAUUGUACGAAAUGGUGGCGUGGGUUUACAUUGAUACGCGCGACUUGAUGUGCCUAGACGACGAGAAAAUGAAAGCCACAUACUUGAAGCAUCACUUCGGGAUACGCGUCGCGACGUAUCCCCGAGACUGCGAUCUCGCAUGGAUGCCGUGCACGAAUCCAAAGGAGAGGCUGAAAUUAUUUCGCAGAAGAUUAGCCAUGGCGUACGCGCCGCUUGAGCUCGCCUGGCUGCAUCACGAUCUGUGCAAGUUGCUCGUCGAUAUCUGUCGCUUCGACCUAGCGAGAUUCUACGGGAAGAAGGCGCGCGACAUGGCGCAGGAGGCAAAUUGUAAGCAAUGGAUGUUGAACGCCGAUCAUCUGAUCCUGCGAAUCGAGAUACAUCAAAAUAACAGGAACGAAGCCAGAGACGCCGCGAUGUCAGCGCUCGCGUGUGCCAAGAAGCUCGAUAUCGAUUACUUGAUAGACUUCUACGAGAGGGCCAUCAAGCUGGUGGACGAAUUGGACAUGGAGCGGAUCGGCGACUUCGACGGCGCCGCCUCCAGGCAGCAGCUUAUCCUCGAGUUGAUGCCGCAGGAGAUGAAGGGGGAGGUAGACUUUCUGUGGCGGCGCAUGGACGUCGUGCCCGCCAAGAGACGGCUCUCCGUCAUGCCGGGCUGCAAGCCGAUCGAUCGGAAGCGCAAAAUGACGUCCAAGCGAAGGAGUAUAUUACCCAGCCCGCCCAAGGACCCGGAAAGAGACGCGAGGAUCGCCCUGUUGAGGCAGCACGACGCACGUGUCACGCGACCGGGCUUCGUGGAUUUCGAAGAGUUUCAGUGACGGUCGUCCAGUGACGAAACGAUCGCGAUCGAGCAUUGUCCGUUGACUCAUUGUGAGGCAUAUCGGUUGUAGUUACGCAAGAAUGAUCCGACUCACAUGACCCACAUGAAGUAUGUUUCGAUAGAAAUGCAUAUGAAAAUUUGAUAAACGAUUUAAAAAGUACAGAUAGCACUGAGGUCCGCAUUAAUACUUGUCAUCUAAAACUUGUCUCAUGUAAGAUACUCAGACUUUGAUUCAGAGUCAGUUUUCUAGUUGAAUUGUAAUAUGUGUGAUAUUUAUAUCUCUAACUGCGAUUCGACCGGAAAACUCUCAUCUAACUCUGGAUUGAAACCCGAAUAUCUCAUUUCAGACGAGUUUUAAGUAAUAACUAUUAAUACGGGCCUAAGAUCCUUCGCAAUCGUUCAAGAAAUCAAGCAUAGUCAAUUUGCUUCUCUUUACGGAUAUUCAUUGACAAGCUUAAAAAUGGAUACAAAAGUCGCUAGUAACUAGUAAAAAAUGAUGUAAAAAUGAUAAGGAAGUAAAAACAAUUUUUUCAUUAAACUUAGGCACUCCCAAGGUUUUGCAUAGAAAUACUAAUGGACUACCAAUUAGUGAGAGAAAGUCAAAAAUCUCUAUUGUGUAGGUUGGAUUAUUCCUGCGCAAAACUAUAGUCAAUUAUCGCCGGGUAAUCAAGAACGCGAAUGUGGACUGACGCGAAUGAAAAUCGCUCGGCCGUUGUGCCUCAUUCAGGCGCAUCUGCUCGUUUCGAGUUUAUUCGAGCAUAUCAGGCCGACCAUUGUGGAGAGUGAUUUUCGUUUUACCGCGGAUUUAUUCGAUGUAAUUAUAUAAUGGGUUAUAAUAAUCAUGUUAAAGUUCCAAAUGUA
Messenger RNA from Odontomachus brunneus, 3509 nucleotides. Its product is annotated as tetratricopeptide repeat protein 25-like. Gene Ontology annotation, molecular function: protein binding. Bases 823 to 2646 code for a protein of 607 amino acids. The record is from RefSeq and is a predicted model, not a curated record. The transcript has 6 exons. NCBI's taxonomy places the organism in Eukaryota, Metazoa, Arthropoda, Insecta, Hymenoptera, Formicidae.